Messenger RNA from Ochotona curzoniae (black-lipped pika), 1462 nucleotides. RefSeq names its product protein arginine methyltransferase 1 (gene PRMT1). Gene Ontology annotation, cellular component: nucleus. NCBI's taxonomy places the organism in Eukaryota, Metazoa, Chordata, Mammalia, Lagomorpha, Ochotonidae. Bases 132 to 1193 code for a protein of 353 amino acids. Gene Ontology annotation, molecular function: protein-arginine N-methyltransferase activity. The transcript is spliced from 10 exons. The record is from RefSeq and is a predicted model, not a curated record.
GCCAAUGAAGCGUACUGGUAGGGUCGCGGUGGGCGGGCCGUCGACCCUCCGCUAUAAGGCGGUCCCGGGGCGGGGGAGUGAGGAGAAAGGGGGGGUCUCGGCGGCAGGAGGAGGAGUAGGUGCGGGUGAAGAUGGCGGCAGCCGAGGCCGCGAACUGCAUCAUGGAGGUGUCCUGUGGCCAGGCCGAGAGCAGCGAGAAGCCCAAUGCCGAGGACAUGACAUCCAAGGAUUACUACUUCGACUCCUACGCCCACUUCGGCAUCCAUGAGGAGAUGCUGAAGGACGAGGUGCGUACGCUCACCUACCGCAACUCCAUGUUCCACAACCGGCACCUCUUCAAGGACAAGGUGGUGCUGGACGUGGGCUCGGGCACGGGCAUCCUCUGCAUGUUCGCCGCCAAGGCCGGAGCCCGCAAGGUCAUCGGGAUCGAGUGCUCCAGCAUCUCUGAUUACGCCGUGAAGAUUGUCAAAGCCAACAAGCUGGACCACGUGGUGAUCAUCAUCAAGGGAAAGGUGGAGGAGGUGGAGCUGCCCGUGGAGAAGGUGGACAUCAUCAUCAGCGAGUGGAUGGGCUACUGCCUCUUCUACGAGUCCAUGCUCAACACGGUGCUGUACGCCCGCGACAAGUGGCUGGCUCCCGACGGCCUCAUCUUCCCCGACCGGGCCACCCUGUACGUCACCGCCAUCGAGGACCGCCAGUACAAAGACUACAAGAUCCACUGGUGGGAGAACGUGUAUGGUUUUGACAUGUCCUGCAUCAAAGAUGUGGCCAUCAAGGAGCCCCUGGUGGAUGUGGUGGACCCCAAGCAGCUGGUCACCAACGCCUGCCUUAUAAAGGAGGUGGACAUCUACACCGUCAAGGUGGAAGACCUGACCUUCACGUCCCCGUUCUGCCUGCAAGUGAAGCGCAAUGACUACGUGCACGCGCUGGUGGCCUACUUCAACAUUGAGUUCACGCGCUGCCACAAGCGCACGGGCUUCUCCACCAGCCCCGAGUCCCCGUACACACACUGGAAGCAAACCGUCUUCUACAUGGAGGAUUACCUGACAGUGAAGACGGGCGAGGAGAUCUUCGGCACCAUCGGCAUGCGGCCCAAUGCCAAGAACAACCGCGACCUGGACUUCACCAUCGACCUGGACUUCAAGGGCCAGCUGUGUGAGCUGUCCUGCUCCACCGAUUACAGGAUGCGCUGAGCCGGUGCCAGCUUCCCCCGCCCCACCUCACCGGCCAGCCCUGCGUGGCCAGCAGUGUUCCUAGGUGGUUUCGGGGCUCCCCUUUCCUCUCCCUCUCUUACACAGAAGGGGGUUUUAGGGGGCUGGGCUGGGGGGAUGGGAAGGGCACAUUGUGACUGUGUUUUUCAUAACUUAUGUUUUUAUAUGGUUGCAUUUACGCCAAUAAAAUCUCAGUUGGGACCCAGCUCGCCUUCCUGGCUCAGGGAGGGGACCUGCUGGUGCCAUGGGUC